Ctenopharyngodon idella (grass carp) is the source of this 1135-nucleotide messenger RNA. The record is from the annotation of a RefSeq genome assembly. NCBI's taxonomy places the organism in Eukaryota, Metazoa, Chordata, Actinopteri, Cypriniformes, Xenocyprididae.
AUGGCAAGCCUACGAAAAACCCACCCACUAAUAAAAAUCGCCAACGACGCGCUAGUCGAUCUUCCCACACCAUCUAAUAUCUCUGCAUGAUGAAACUUUGGAUCCCUUCUAGGAUUAUGCUUAAUUACUCAAAUCCUAACCGGACUGUUCUUAGCCAUGCAUUACACUUCUGACAUCUCAACCGCAUUCUCAUCAGUAGUCCACAUUUGCCGGGACGUCAAUUACGGCUGACUUAUCCGCAACCUACACGCCAACGGGGCAUCAUUCUUUUUUAUCUGUAUUUAUAUACACAUUGCUCGCGGCCUAUACUAUGGAUCCUACCUUUACAAAGAAACCUGAAAUAUUGGAGUAGUCCUACUCCUAUUAGUUAUAAUAACGGCCUUCGUUGGCUACGUCCUCCCAUGAGGACAAAUAUCUUUUUGAGGCGCUACCGUAAUUACAAACCUACUAUCAGCAGUCCCCUACAUAGGAGAUACUCUCGUCCAAUGAAUUUGAGGUGGCUUCUCAGUAGAUAAUGCAACACUAACACGAUUUUUCGCAUUCCAUUUCCUAUUACCAUUCAUCGUCGCCGCCGCAACCCUCCUACACCUACUCUUCCUGCACGAAACAGGAUCAAAUAACCCAAUCGGACUAAACUCCGACGCAGAUAAAAUUUCCUUCCACCCAUACUUUUCAUACAAAGAUCUUUUAGGAUUUGUAAUAAUAUUAUUAGCUCUCACAUCAUUAGCACUAUUUUCCCCAAAUCUACUAGGAGACCCAGAAAACUUCACCCCAGCAAACCCACUAGUUACCCCUCCACACAUUAAACCAGAAUGAUACUUCCUAUUUGCCUACGCCAUCCUACGAUCUAUUCCAAACAAACUAGGAGGGGUCCUUGCACUAUUAUUUUCCAUCCUAGUACUAAUAGUAGUGCCAAUCUUACACACCUCAAAACAACGAGGACUAACAUUCCGCCCAAUCACCCAAUUCCUAUUCUGAACCUUAGUAGCAGACAUGAUUAUUCUGACAUGAAUUGGAGGCAUACCCGUAGAACAUCCAUAUGUCAUUAUUGGACAAAUUGCAUCAGUCCUUUAUUUCGCAUUAUUCCUCAUUUUAACCCCACUAGCAGGGUGAUUAGAAAAUAAAGCACUAAAAU